AUGGCUCUCCUGAAGUCAUCAGGACCAUCCAUGUUUUUCAAGCUCGAAGGAAUCCCUGAACCACCUGCUGGCUACGUUCCCCCCCUUGGCUCCUCAAGGAACACCUGGACUAACAUCUACAAGAACAAGGGCCGCAUCGAUUACUGCGUUCAGCAGUUUGACUACUUGUCCAACCGCCUGAAGUGCAUCGACAAGCUUACUGGAGGACCCUUCCUCGAGUAG
Molecule: messenger RNA, 222 nt
Organism: Guillardia theta CCMP2712
Lineage: Eukaryota; Cryptophyceae; Pyrenomonadales; Geminigeraceae
Exons: 3
Coding region: 1-222 (73 amino acids)
Source: RefSeq, a predicted model, not a curated record